Gavialis gangeticus (Gharial) is the source of this 2736-nucleotide messenger RNA. RefSeq names its product ring finger protein 139 (gene RNF139). The transcript has a single exon. NCBI's taxonomy places the organism in Eukaryota, Metazoa, Chordata, Crocodylia, Gavialidae. Bases 300 to 2153 code for a protein of 617 amino acids. Gene Ontology annotation, molecular function: zinc ion binding; ubiquitin protein ligase activity. Gene Ontology annotation, biological process: ERAD pathway. Gene Ontology annotation, cellular component: endoplasmic reticulum; endomembrane system. The record is from RefSeq and is a predicted model, not a curated record.
CAUGCAAGUCUCCGCACAAGCUGCAAAUAAUGUUGACAGUAGUGGUAACUUACACUUGUAGUAUUUUUGCUUUGUAGGUGUUUGGUAAGUUCAAGACUACAGCAAAAGCAAAUUAAAGUAGUCCUCUUCUGCAGUGGUGGUACCUCGUGCAAAAAUAAACAAACAGAGGUUUAUAAAAGUUAUUUGCCAGUUUUAUGGGACUUUUUUAAAUGAAUGCAAGUGACUGAAUUGAAAAGGCAGAGUUGAAUAACUGUAGCUCAAAACUAAUAAGAUAAAAAUGUGUGUCCAGUUUCUGUUGCAUGCUAAAUGAUUUCCAUCUGUUUUUUUUAGGUGUCUUUGUAUCCAGUGUGGUUCUGGUCUUGCAGCAGCGAGCACUUUUCAAGUUUUAUAUGAUCACCUCAGCUUUUCUGCUUGCUGCAACUUCAGUAUUGGUGAAUUAUCAUGCUUCUUUGCACAUAAACUUCUACAGUGCCUACUAUACAGCAGCUUCUGGAAUUCAGUUCUUUCCUUAUAAGGGACCCUCGCUAUGGAUGGCACUUUCUGUCCUUCAGCUUACCUUUGGAAUUGGAUAUGUUACAUUGUUAAAUGUGCAGUCCGUAUAUUCUCAACUAAUCAUACUCGAUAUAUUGAUCCCUAUAAUAGGAUUGAUUAUUGAAUUACCUUUUCAUGUCAGACAGAUUUUAGUUUUUACUUCAGGCCUGAUUCUGACAUUAUACACCACAGUCAUUUUAGCUAUGAAAAUUAAAUGGUUCUAUUAUUCUGCGCGAUAUGUUUAUCUCCUUGUAAGGCACAUGUAUCGCAUUUAUGGAUUACAGCUAUUGAUGGAAGACACAUGGAAAAGGAUCCGUUUUCCAGCAGUACUGCGUGUCUUCUGGCUAACAAGACUCACAGCACAAGCUGUCGUAUUAACGUAUGUUGUCAGGAUGGCAGAAACUGAUACAGAAAAGCAAUUUUACCUAAUAUCUUGGGAUAAUUGUUGGGAAUUAAUUUGCAGUCUUAUUAUAAGUGGGUGUGAUUCUACUUUAACUGUCUUAGGCAUGAGUGCUGUAAUUUCUUCAAUCGCCCAUUAUUUGGGACUUGGUAUUUUGGCUUUCAUUGGAUCAACUGAUGAAGAUGACAAGAAGCUUGGUUUUGUAGCACCAGUUUUGUUUUUUAUUUUGGCUCUGCAGACUGGUUUAAGUGGGCUAAGGCCAGAAGAGAGACUAGUUCGCCUAAGUCGAAACAUGUGCCUUUUGUUAACUGCAGUCCUGCAUUUUAUCCAUGGAAUGACAGACCCUGUGUUAAUGUCUCUCAGUGCCUCCCACGUGUCGUCAUUUCGCAGACACUUCCCAGUACUGUUUGUUUCAGCUUGCCUUUUUAUCCUUCCAGUCCUACUCAGUUAUGUCCUUUGGCACCACUAUGCAUUAAAUACAUGGCUUUUUGCAGUUACAGCAUUUUGUGUGGAACUCUGCUUAAAAGUAAUUGUUUCUAUCACUGUUUAUGUUCUGUUCAUGAUUGAUGGCUAUUAUAAUGUGCUGUGGGAAAAGCUUGAUGAUUAUGUCUACUAUGUCCGUUCAACGGGCAGUAUUAUUGAGUUUAUAUUUGGAGUGAUCAUGUUUGGAAAUGGAGCUUAUACCAUGGUAUUUGAAUCGGGAAGUAAGAUUCGGGCUUGUAUGAUGUGUUUACAUGCAUAUUUCAACAUAUAUUUGCAAGCAAAGAAUGGCUGGAAGACUUUCAUAAAUCGUAGGACUGCUGUUAAAAAAAUUAACUCCCUUCCUGAAGUAAAAGGAAGCCGAUUACAUGAAAUUGAUGAUGUAUGUGCAAUCUGCUACCAUGAGUUUACUACAUCUGCUCGUAUUACUCCCUGCAAUCAUUAUUUUCACGCACUCUGUCUUCGGAAAUGGCUGUAUAUUCAAGACACUUGCCCAAUGUGCCAUCAAAAAGUAUAUAUUGAAGACAAAGAAAAUGCAAAUAUCUCUAAUAACAAUGGGUUUGUUGCACCUAAUGAAAAUCCCAUACAAAUUGCUGAAGAAGCUGCUGAUGCUGAAAAUGAACUAAAUGAAGACAAUGACAGUACUGGAAGUGAGGAGGAGGAGGAGGAGGAUGAUAAUGAAUGCUUGACACAACACCUGAAUGAAACUCUAAAUGUUGACUCUGAUUCACUCGGUGAUUAAAAUGUCACUUAAAAAUCCAGUGUCAGGCUGUUUGUUUAAAAUUCAGUUCAACAGAAUAAAACUAUCAUUUAUCCUUGUAUACUUAAGCACAACAACAGUAUCUCAAAACAUUGAGUCUGUGAAUGGUGGUUGUUUACUGUGGUGUGCUACUGUAAAUAUACCUCUAAUGACUGCUGGUCUCUUUCGUGACCACCUUAAACUUGUGUACAUUAUUGUACAUGGAAUAAAAUGUUUUCACAUGUUUUUAAAACAAAGUUGGACAAAAACUUUUUAAUUGUGAUAGUGACAUAUGCAGACCAUCAGCUGUGCCAAAGACUGCAAGCUAGUAAAUGCCCAAGUAGAGACUGGUGGGGGAAGGGCGGGAGCAUAUAAAUAAGUCACUGUGUGGACCUGGUAGGUAUAAGCAGAGGUGAACAACUCUGAACAACUUGUUGACAGCUCUCUUCUUAAAUGUGUAGGUAAAAUAGCCAUAAAUUGCAGAGCUGUUUAAAAACUGAAGUUUAGGUUGGUAGAGGAUUAAAUAUAGGAACAGCACUUACAUAUGUAAAACAGAAUGAAAUCGCUGUGCUUUCUGCUUGUUUAA